UAGCUCCAUUUUACAAACCCUAAUUCGGCCGCAACCUUCCAUCUCGCUAUCCCUCUCUUUGUAGAUUGGUUAUUCUGGUCCAGGAUCUUCAGCAAUGGCACCUAAAGCUGACAGCAGCAAAAAGGCUGAUCCUAAGGCGCAAGCCUUGAAGGCUGCCAAGGCAGUUAAGGCUGGUCCAACUUUCAAGCCGAAGGCUAAGAAGAUCAGAACAUCAGUUACAUUCCAUAGGCCAAAGACAUUGAAGAAAGACAGGAAUCCCAAAUAUCCUAGAAUCAGUGCAACUCCAAGGAACAAGUUGGACCAAUAUCAAAUUCUUAAAUAUCCACUGACCACCGAGUCAGCAAUGAAGAAGAUCGAGGAUAAUAACACCCUUGUUUUCAUUGUUGAUAUUCGUGCAAACAAGAAAAAGAUCAAGGAUGCCGUGAAGAAGAUGUAUGAUAUUCAGACCAAGAAAGUGAACACUUUAAUCAGACCCGAUGGAACGAAGAAGGCGUACGUUAGGUUAACUCCGGAUUACGAUGCGUUAGAUGUGGCGAACAAGAUUGGUAUCAUCUAAGCUGCAGAGGUUGGAGGAAGUAUUUUGAUUUCAAUUGUUACAUGUUUAAAUUUUGGAGAGCAUUUUGUAGAAGGGACCCUAGUUUUAUUUCAUCUUUUUAUUAUGAUUAUGUAUUGGUAUUUGUUAGCUCAGAUAGACUGACUGGGUUUACACAAUCCAUAGAACAUUCAUCCCCAUUCCAAUCAUUUUCAUUAUAGUGUGCUUCAGAUUCCAUUAUAACCUUAGUUA
Molecule: messenger RNA, 784 nt
Organism: Cucurbita moschata (crookneck pumpkin)
Lineage: Eukaryota; Viridiplantae; Streptophyta; Magnoliopsida; Cucurbitales; Cucurbitaceae
Product: 60S ribosomal protein L23a-like
Exons: 4
Coding region: 95-556 (153 amino acids)
Biological process (GO): translation; ribosomal large subunit assembly
Cellular component (GO): cytosolic large ribosomal subunit; ribosome
Molecular function (GO): structural constituent of ribosome; rRNA binding
Source: RefSeq, a predicted model, not a curated record